Messenger RNA from Rotaria sp. Silwood1, 951 nucleotides. The record is from the annotation of a GenBank genome assembly. Lineage: Eukaryota; Metazoa; Rotifera; Eurotatoria; Philodinida; Philodinidae.
AUGAAAUGGACGGAGAAUGCAAAGGAAGGAGUCAUCGUAGCAGGAGCUCAAGGCUAUGGAAAUAGUCUUUCGCAAUUGUCAUCCCCUUCUGGAGUUGUUGUCAGUCAAUCGGGUAAUGUUUAUGUAGCCGACAGUUGGAAUCAUCGAGUAAUGUGUUGGUCCAAAGAUGCAAUACAGGGAAGUAUUGUUGUAGGUGGAAAUGAUCAGGGCGAUAAGGCGGAUCAGUUAAACAAACCAGUGGGUUUGUCAUUUGAUAAAUACGGCAACCUCUAUGAUGAUUCAGGUGUUUUUCUUCGUACAACAUUAAAUCAUAUUAAGUAUGCACUUAUGAAUGGUGAUCAUGGAAUUAUUCAUAUACUUGAUUUGUAUAUUUGUAUAACAAAAGUUAAAGUAAUAGAAAAUAUGAUGAAGCGUGAAGUCCAUUCACCAAAACUGUUUUAUCCAGCAGUUAAACGUCUUCAAAUCGCUUAUCGUUUAACAACAAAUGGAAAAUCUCAAGAAGCUGUUGAAAAAUUUUGUUCAAUAUUAUUAUCUGUUCCAUUAUGUAUUAUUGACUCACGUCAAGAUAUUCUUGAGAGUCAACAAUUAACUGAAAUAUGUAAAGAAUAUAUUACACGGAAAGUUUUAAGCGUUGGUGAAAAAAAUCCCAUUGAUGAACAUCCAUCAAAUUAUAAUGAACAUAAUAGUCCAUUUGAUAUUUGCGCUGCAUCUGAAAACUCAUUAUCUGGUACAGCCCAUUUACCGGAUUUUAUAGGACAAUUAUGUCGUGUUAUAAAAGCAACUGAAAUUGGAAAAGAAUCUCUUGAUAAUCAUUAUGGUGAUGAAAAUCUUGAUUCUACUAUAGAAAAACAUGGUCUUAAUGGAGCAUUUCCAAGAACUGUUAUAAUAACAACAAUGAAACGAGAAACAACACCAUCGGGAAGAUGCGUUAUUGAAAAACAAAUUCAAUAA